UCCUGCUCUCGCGCGAACUAGCGGCGUGACUGCCACGUCCGAGCAAGCCGGGAAAGAGAGACUGUCCCGGAGCCGCGUGAUGGCCAGGGGCCUGCGGACCUCCCACUGGGUGGCCGUGGGACUGCUGACCUGGGCCACCCUGGGGCUGCUGGUAGCCGGACACGGGGGUCAUGGUGACCUGCACAAGGAGGUGGAAGAGGACUUCCAUGGCCACAGACACUCACAUGAGGAUUUCCACCAUGGACACAGCCAUGCCCACGGCCACGGCCACACACACGAGAGCAUCUGGCAUGGGCAUACCCACGGUCACGACCAUGGACAUUCACAUGAGGAUUUGCACCAUGGCCAUAGCCAUGGCCACUCCCACGGGAGCCUCCACCACAGAGGACAUGGACAUGACCAUGGACAUAGCCACGGAAGCUAUAGAGAGUCUGGGGUUCCAGACACCAAGCACAACCUGGAUACUGUUACCCUCUGGGCCUAUGCACUGGGGGCCACAGUGCUGAUUUCUGCCGCUCCAUUUUUUGUACUCUUCCUCAUCCCAGUGGAAUCAAACUCCCCCAGGCAUCGAUCUCUGCUCCAGAUCUUGCUCAGUUUUGCUUCGGGGGGACUCCUAGGUGAUGCCUUCCUACACCUUAUUCCUCAUGCUCUGGAACCACAUUCUCACCACACUCUGGAGCAGCCUGGGCCUGGACAUGGACACUCCCACAGUGGCCAGGGCCCUAUUCUCUCUGUGGGGCUAUGGGUACUCAGUGGAAUUGUAGCCUUCCUUGUGGUAGAGAAGUUUGUGAGACAUGUAAAAGGAGGACAUGGACACAGUCAUGGACAUGGCAGUCAUGGGCAUGGAAGUCAUGAGUGUUCUUCAAAGGAGAAGACCAGCUCAGAGGAAGAAGAAAAGGAAAACAAGGAAAGAGGGGGCUUGCGAAAGAGGAAAAAAGGGAGCAUAGAGCCCAAAGAUGGGCAAGUAAAAUCUCAGAACCCUGAAGAAAAAACAGGCUCAGACCUGCGUGUGUCCGGGUACUUGAAUCUGGCUGCUGACUUGGCACACAACUUCACGGAUGGUCUGGCCAUUGGUGCUUCCUUUCGAGCGGGCAGAGGACUUGGGAUCCUGACCACAAUGACUGUCUUGUUACAUGAAGUGCCCCAUGAGAUUGGAGACUUUGCCAUCUUGGUGCAGUCUGGCUGCAGCAAAAAACAGGCAAUGCGUCUACAAUUGCUGACAGCAAUAGGAGCGCUGGCAGGCACGGCUUGUGCUCUGCUCACUGAAGGAGGAGCAGUGGGCAGUGAAGUUGCAAGUGGUGCAGGUCCUGGCUGGGUUCUGCCCUUCACUGCAGGUGGCUUUAUCUAUGUAGCAACUGUAUCUGUGUUGCCUGAGCUGUUGAGGGAAGCAUCACCAUUACAGUCACUUCUGGAGGUGCUGGGGCUUCUGGGAGGAGUUGUUAUGAUGGUUGUGAUUGCCCACUUUGAGUGAGCAAUCGAGUGAGAGGGGGAAUAAGCCCCCUACCCCUGCCCUAAGCCUCUACCCCUAUCUCUAAGUCAGGGGUCUAUGGCAGUUGGGGGCCCUGUCUUUGGCAUUGAGGCCUUCAACGUUUGGCAGUCUUAAAAGAAGCUGUAGAGGUGAGGAGAGGCCAGAGGGACCAAAGUGUUGGGCAUUACACAACCAUAUUGUUGGUUUGGAAAGGAUAGAUGGGACAGUGAAGGCUGAAAUAAAAGUAGCCUACCUGAUGCCCUCUACCCCACUUAUUCUCAGAGGACCAAGCUGCCACACACAGGCUCUCCAAGAUCCAUCCCCCACUCCCACCGGUUAGUCAAGGCUUCUGGGAAAGAGGAGCCGGGGGUAAACAUCAAAACAUCAAUCGUGUGUCCCGAUUUGGGAGUGAUUGGGGGUGGGCAUGGGAAGGGGUUAGUAAUCUCAUGGCCUGAUUUUUUUGUUUGUUUCUAUUCAUUUUAUAUCACUGUUUGAAUUGAAGGGGAGGGGGGGUGCCCGGAAAUAAAGUCCUUGGAUCUUCCGCCCU
This is a messenger RNA of Dipodomys ordii (Ord's kangaroo rat), 2015 nucleotides long. RefSeq names its product solute carrier family 39 (zinc transporter), member 7 (gene Slc39a7). The transcript has 8 exons. Gene Ontology annotation, molecular function: zinc ion transmembrane transporter activity. Bases 80 to 1471 code for a protein of 463 amino acids. Gene Ontology annotation, biological process: zinc ion transmembrane transport; intracellular zinc ion homeostasis. The record is from RefSeq and is a predicted model, not a curated record. Gene Ontology annotation, cellular component: membrane. Lineage: Eukaryota; Metazoa; Chordata; Mammalia; Rodentia; Heteromyidae.